Molecule: messenger RNA, 1017 nt
Organism: Ascochyta rabiei
Lineage: Eukaryota; Fungi; Ascomycota; Dothideomycetes; Pleosporales; Didymellaceae
Exons: 5
Coding region: 1-1017 (338 amino acids)
Biological process (GO): glucan catabolic process
Molecular function (GO): hydrolase activity, hydrolyzing O-glycosyl compounds
Source: RefSeq, a predicted model, not a curated record
AUGUCUCUGACAAGAUCGAUCGCGACCCUACCGCUGCUCUGGCUUUAUGCUACGGCUAUCCCAGCUGGAACGGGCCGGUGGUCAAACGGUACUUCGUCGGCUGUUAAUGGUGGUGACUUAAACGCUACAGCGUACGGAUUGAUCGACACAUAUGAUGGCACCAACUGGCUGAGCAUGUUUGAUGUUCAAGCCAUUGCUGAUCCUACUCAUGGCUUUGUUGAAUAUGUCAACGCGCAGCAAGCCCAACAAUUAGGGCUCCUCCGGACACAGGGCAGUAAAGUCUACAUGGGUGUAGAUAGCACUUCCAUCCUGAGCCCCAACGGAACUGGGCGAAAGAGUAUCCGUGUCCAUAGUAAGCGAGCCUACAACCAAGCCCUCGUCAUUGCCGAUUUUGCCCACGUGCCUGGUAGCAAUUGCGGCUCAUGGCCAGCCUUCUGGAUGUUCGGUCCCAACUGGCCUAACCAGGGCGAAAUCGACAUCUACGAAGGCGUGCACCUAAACACCUAUAAUCAAGCCACGCUCCAUACCUCUCCUGGUUGCGUGCCCUCCGUUGGGCCUGGUGGCGAGACGGGACACCGCGUUGGCAACGCUGACUGUGGAGCUGACGGAGGCUUUGGCGGCUGCGGUGUCGAGUCUAACAUCUCUACAUCGUACGGCACAGCGUUCAAUGCCAACGGCGGCGGCGUGUACGCCACGCUGUGGACAAACACAGGUUUCAAGGUGUGGUACUUUGCGAAUCGACAUGUGCCGAGCAAUAUCAGGGACGGGAAUCCUGAUCCUAGUUCGUGGGGAACGCCGAGUGCAAACUUUGGACCCGGGUGUGACUAUGCUGCGAAGUUUAGAGAUCUCAACAUCGUCUUUGAUAUUACGUUCUGCGGGGAUUGGGCGGGUGGCGUCUGGGGUCAGACAUCUUGUGCGCAGGUCAAUUCGAGUUGCAGUGCGUAUGUGGCGAGUCAGCCGCAGUCGUUUGCCGAUAGCUACUGGUUGAUCAAUUCUGUGAAGGUGUAUAGCGUUUGA